AUGCCGAAAAAGAAACCGUUUAGCGUCAAACAAAAGAAGAAACAGUUACAAGAUAAGCGAGAGAGGAAAAGAGGUCCACCUGAUGAACUGCGCGCCGGGUCCAACAGCCGUAGCGGCAGCAUGGAGAGGCAUCGCGAGGAGCACACAGACACCUCCUACAGCGAGUCUGUGUCCCUCCAGGUCAGGAGAAUAAACCAGCAGCCUGGCCCCCGCUGGCCUGGGGAGAGAGGCUACGACCCAAACAGGUCAGUCCUCCACUUGUUCAAGAAGCGCAGGAGGAGAAGAGGGGGCUGGGCAGGAGCAAUGGGACCGAAGCAGCUACUCAAGGCAUGUGAGGCUGUCACUGCUGGCAAAGUGGACCUGAGCAGCUGGCAGGAGAAGAUGGAGCAGGAUGCAGUGGCAGCGAACGCCAGGAGUGGGGGACUGGGUUCAGAGGGAGAGGAGGAUGAGGAGACGGUGCUAGUGGAACACCACAGUGACGUUGCAAUGGAGAUAGGAAUCCCUUCUCAGGAGCUUUUCAAAGAUGGGGUCCUUACUCUGGGCUGUGUGGGGUUCCCGAACGUUGGAAAGUCUUCUCUGAACAAUGGGUUGGUGGGCCGGAAGGUGGUGAGCGUGUCCCGGACCCCCGGUCACACCAAGUACUUCCAGACCUAUUUCCCUACCCCGACCGUCAAGCUGUGUGACUGCCCAGGACUCAUCUUCCCCUCCCUCGUCCAUAGGCAGCAACAGAUCUUGGCUGGGAUUUACCUCAUCGCUCAGAUCCAGGAGCCCUACACUUCAGUGGGGUACCUGGCAGAGAGGAUUCCCAUCCAGGAACUGCUGAAGCUAACUGAGGAGAGCCGAUUGAAGGAGCGGGAGGAGCCUCCAUGGACUGCCUGGGACAUCUGUGAAGCCUGGGUGGAAAAGAGAGGCUACAAGACGGCGAAAGCGGCAUGCAAUGACUUGUACCGGGCUGCUAACAACUUGUUGAGGCUGGCUGCGGAUGGAAGGCUGUGUCUGUGUAUGAGACCACCGGGGUACACACUGCAGAAAGCUGGAUAA
Molecule: messenger RNA, 1041 nt
Organism: Polyodon spathula (Mississippi paddlefish)
Lineage: Eukaryota; Metazoa; Chordata; Actinopteri; Acipenseriformes; Polyodontidae
Product: guanine nucleotide-binding protein-like 1
Molecular function (GO): GTP binding; GTPase activity
Source: RefSeq, a predicted model, not a curated record